Messenger RNA from Spinacia oleracea (spinach), 901 nucleotides. Its product is annotated as auxin-induced protein 22A. The transcript is spliced from 3 exons. The record is from RefSeq and is a predicted model, not a curated record. Gene Ontology annotation, biological process: regulation of DNA-templated transcription. NCBI's taxonomy places the organism in Eukaryota, Viridiplantae, Streptophyta, Magnoliopsida, Caryophyllales, Amaranthaceae. The coding region runs from base 88 to 648 and encodes 186 amino acids. Gene Ontology annotation, cellular component: nucleus.
AUUGUAUAAAAACUUACCUUAUUUUUCCAUUUUUAAGAAACUCAUUAUUCAACUUCAUCUCAAACACUAAAAAAAAAACACAGAAAAAUGUCAAAGUUGGGAUUCGAACAUGAGAUCACUGAGCUAAGGCUAGGGCUUCCUGGUGGAACAAGACCUUCAUGUGACCAAUCAGGGGAGAUAAAAAAUGAAAAGAAAAGGGUGUUUUCCGACACCGAGAAAGUAGCGGUGGCGGUGGCGGUGGUGGCGAGUAACAAGGUUCCGGCGGUAGGGUGGCCGCCGGUGUGCUCGUACCGGAGGAGGAGCAUUGGUAGUGAAAAGGAAUGCAUGGAAGCUUCUAAGAGGUUAAUCAAGAUUAGCAUGGAUGGUGUUCCUUUUCUUAGGAAAAUUGAUGUUAAUUGUUAUCAAGAGUAUUCUGAACUUGUUUCUGCUGUUGAAAAUCUCUUUACCUGCUCUGGAAUUAAAGAGGCAUUGGAAGAUGCGGACAAUUCAGAGUACGUUCCCAUUUAUGAAGACAAAGAUGGAGACUGGCUACUUGUUGGUGAUGUCCCAUGGAAUAUGUUUGUUGAGUCGUGCAAGAGAUUGAGGAUCAUGAAAAGAGCAGAUGCAAAGGGUUUCGGUUUGCAGUCUAAGAAGCAUUGCCAUGAAUGAAUGAUCAUAUCGAUGUUAUUUUUCGAUGCAUGGACGAGUUAAAAAACUUUACACAAAUCGUAGACUCUUUAAUAUCAAAGUAUUAAGAGAUACAUACAUAAUAUGAUAAUAGUAGAUGCCUUAUCUAGAACACUUAUAUUACAUGGCUUCUUUUGUUAUAAAUUUAUUUAUUUAUUGUGUUUAUUUUAUUUUAUAACUUUUAGCUAGAAAUAAUUCAUAUUCUAGCUAUAUAUAUUUAAUUAUUUAUGUAUCA